Messenger RNA from Physcomitrium patens, 1969 nucleotides. RefSeq lists its product as uncharacterized. The record is from RefSeq and is a predicted model, not a curated record. Lineage: Eukaryota; Viridiplantae; Streptophyta; Bryopsida; Funariales; Funariaceae. Gene Ontology annotation, molecular function: zinc ion binding.
CCGUUUUUGCAGCUGCACCUUUUUGUACAUCAGUUUGUUGUUGAACUAAUUGAUCACCUCGCGGGGUGAUAAUUCCAUGGUGGUCAGUGCGAAAGAGUGCAGUGCAUUGUGAAGUGGCUUCUUAUUAUUUGUUUUUUCAUUUUUAAUUUUAAUUUUUUUAUCUUCUGAAUAAUUUGGAAACGUUCAUCAUCGGAGAGCUGUGUAGUGUUUGAGGUCAAUCGAGCUUGGUUCGAAGGUUUGGAGAUAGAAGGGAGAAGCUGAUUGGGUCCAGUUGGUUUUGAGAAGACUGUGUCGAGCUGGGGUGUGCAUUGUUGUUGUUGUUGUUGUUGUUGACGUUGGCGGUGACUGUUUGGUUUUGAAGAACAGACGAAGAAGGGGGUUCUGGAGAAAGAACUGUGCAUUUUAGUUUCAGUUGCAGGUUUGAGAAUUGGGUUAGGGGUUUUGGGUUGCAUGAAAAGGAGAGGGAGGAGGUGAAGAGGCUUUUGAUUGGGAUUGAUGCUGGGGCGAGACCUCGUGCAUGAGCCCAUUGAAUUUGAUGCUGUCCUUUGGAUCUCUGCGGGGAGGGGCAAGCCCCGUAUCAGUCAGCUUGCCCCAUGCCAAUGGUUCAGGUGAAGGUAAGAAAUCACCCUUGCCCCCGGUGCUUCUAGAAUGCGGUUACUAUGAUGUGGAGCAGGUGCAUUAUCUCACUCAAGCUCUGCUAGUCACUCUGGCCAAAGCAUGUGUGGAAAAGACUGCUGGAGAUCCUUUCAGCCAGCGGGCAGGUGUGUUGCCGGAUAUCAAGAAAGAGAUGCUCGAGUACCUGCACCAGCAGAGUGAGGCUUAUGCUUGUGGAAGUGGGAUCUCGAGCCACGGCAUGGGUCAGGUCCUUCCGCCAUCUAAAGUAGUGGACGAUAUUUUUGAGAGCUUCAUCAAAUCCAAGAAGAAUCUCUUCUCUAGAGUCUCGAGUAAAAUUAUUGACAGCAUUAAGAAGGAGGAUAAGGUUGACGAUUUUGUUAAGGAGUUAGACCGCACUGGGGUGUGGGUGGUCGGACGCAGAGAGGCUCGUGCCAAGGCUUUACUGAAACGAGUUGACCGGAGCAAGACCUAUCACUGUGAAAUGAAGUUCGAUACUGACAAAGAACUUGAAGAUCAUCGAUCUACUUGCAAUCUAAGGCCCUAUAAUUGUAAAAACAACGGAUGUGGUGCUUUUUAUUCAGCACAUCAUGCAGCUGCUCAUGACACUUCCUGCCCUCACAAGCUCCUUUCAUGUAAACUUGAAUGCGGUUCCCUAAUACCCCGUGGGGAGAUGGAAGCGCAUGUUGUUACUGUGUGUCCAAUGAAGAUAGUGAAGUGUCCUUAUCAUGCUGUUGGAUGUUUGCACGCAAUGGCGCAGAAAUUGUUGGAACAGCACUGUACAGAGCACAUGGGACAGCAUCUGUUGGAGACACUUCAAUAUGUACAGAACCAUGAAGUUGCAAUAGGUAGUCAUGUUCAUCGUAUUGUUCUUUUGGAAAAGGCUCUUCAAUUGACGCAAAGGUCUGAGGCAGUAGAUAUAGGGACGGUGCUCCUCACAGUGAAGGAGCAUGAGAAUAGAGUGAAGCAGCUGGAAGCAGAAGUUAAGAAGCUCCAGGCAGACCUCAAGGCUACAGAUGCGUCAGCUGAGGUGUUGCAGCUGCGACGGGAGCUUCGGAACCUGCAAAAGCAGGUCGAAGGUAGCACAUUACAAAGUUCUGCAUACCCUCCACAGUAAUUCAAUAGACUCAUUUUUGCAAGUCUUGCCUCUACAUUACUAGGUUGAUUUCGUGAGCUCGUGAAGCGGAACUUCAAAUUUUAUGCAUUUAGACAGAGGCACACCUCAUUGACUCAAUUAUUUCAUUGACAAGUUGCUUUAUUCUCUGUUGGACCUGGGCAUCAGUUUAUCAGAAAGGAACUCUAUACGAUGUACCAUUUAUAUUAGUGAGAUCAGGUGGUUUGAUUUCUGUGCCUAGCA